AUGACGACAACGAAGCCAGAAUGCAGUGUUUGUUGCGAAGAUUAUUCGACCGUUCAACAAAUUUCGUCUGUCUGCGGUCAUAAUGACCUUUGUCCUACCUGUAUCAAACGACACAUUGAAGCGGAAUUAAAUACUAAAGGAAGUGAAAUUCAAGUACGUUGCCCAAAAUCUCGCUGUACAAUAGAAUUAGCUUAUGAUGAUGUGAAAAGAUUGGCUCCAAAAGAGUUAUUCGACAGGUACGAUACUCUUCUUUUGCGAGCUGCAAUCCGUAAGCUUCAAGAUUUUCGUUGGUGCAAAGCUCCGAAAUGCGGUUCCGGUCAAGAACAUACAACCGGAGAUAGAUUGCCAAUAAUUACCUGCGAAGCCUGUGGCGAAAAAUCAUGUUUUACUCAUGAUGUUCCUUGGCACUCAGGACUAACCUGUGAUGAAUUUUCUGAGCAAUUACAAACCAAAGAUUAUACUGCUAAUCGUGCCUAUUAUGAACGUCAUACUAAACCAUGCCCAAGAUGUAAAAUGUCUAUUGAAAAGAAUCAUGGAUGCGACCAUAUGACUUGUCGUUGUGGUUAUGAAUUUUGUUGGCUGUGCCUUGGUGACUACGACAAUAUUCGUGAAAAAGGUUCAAUAGACCUAGAAAGAGAAAGGUCAAAUGCGAGCUUUAACGUUGAACAUAUGAAUUGGUUAUUUUGUGGUUCGAAAGAAGCCGCAAAAGCUUUAUCUGAUGCCUACCAAAUGAUACAACGCGACCCAGAUCUUUAUAUUCCCGGUGGGCAUAGUUUUGAUAUGACUCAACCUCAGCAACGUGAACUUGUCCAACGACAAAUCUUGAGAUUUCAAAGAGUUCGUAAAACCUUAAAAGAUCCAUUAUUAUAUAAUGCCUUAGAACUCGCAAUGUGUAUUUAUUCUGAGGCGUUUUCGAUGAAAACAUAUGUUCACAACACUUUAUUUCGUCAAUCGAUUGAAUUUUUCGGAACAAAAGAACAGCAAG
This is a messenger RNA of Racocetra persica, 985 nucleotides long. NCBI's taxonomy places the organism in Eukaryota, Fungi, Glomeromycota, Glomeromycetes, Diversisporales, Gigasporaceae. The record is from the annotation of a GenBank genome assembly.